UCUUGGUUAUGUGCCAAUUGUAACCAAUCACCAGCUAACUUUUCAUCCUGCAGAAAGUCACGUUAUUGAAGCAACGUUUCUUUUAUUUCUAGGGCCUCUUUAGCUUCAUUUGGAGUUGGUUAAAAUGGGGCGCCGACCAGCGAGGUGUUAUCGGUACUGCAAAAAUAAGCCGUACCCAAAAUCUAGAUUUUGUCGUGGUGUACCAGAUCCAAAGAUCCGUAUUUUUGAUCUCGGUAAGAAAAAAGCAUCUGUCGAGGACUUUCCAUUAUGCGUGCAUUUGGUAUCAGAUGAGUAUGAACAACUUAGUUCUGAAGCUUUGGAAGCUGGACGUAUCUGUGCCAACAAGUACAUGGUUAAAAAUGCUGGCAAGGAUCAAUUCCAUAUUCGUAUGAGACUCCAUCCUUUCCAUGUUAUUCGUAUCAACAAAAUGUUAUCAUGUGCUGGAGCUGAUAGGCUCCAGACUGGAAUGAGAGGUGCUUUUGGCAAACCUCAGGGUACUGUGGCUAGGGUACAUAUUGGACAGCCUAUUAUGAGUGUACGUUCCUCUGAUCGUCAUAAGGCAGCUGUCAUUGAAGCUUUACGACGUGCUAAAUUCAAGUUCCCUGGUCGUCAAAAGAUUUAUGUGUCGAAGAAGUGGGGUUUCACGAAAUAUGAUCGUGCUGAGUACGAAGAACUGAAAACGGCGGGCCGUCUUGCGCCAGAUGGUUGCAAUGUCAAAUAUUUACCUGAGCAUGGACCGCUCGAAGAAUGGAAGAAAUUCAGAAAGGUACUCGCUGCAGCCUAAAUAGGCACAAAACAUUUUAAACAUGGAAUUGAAUAAAAUAAUUAUAAA
Messenger RNA from Linepithema humile (Argentine ant), 832 nucleotides. It is a transcript of the gene RpL10, whose product is annotated as ribosomal protein L10. Lineage: Eukaryota; Metazoa; Arthropoda; Insecta; Hymenoptera; Formicidae. Gene Ontology annotation, cellular component: cytosolic large ribosomal subunit; ribosome. Gene Ontology annotation, molecular function: structural constituent of ribosome. Gene Ontology annotation, biological process: translation; ribosomal large subunit assembly. The record is from RefSeq and is a predicted model, not a curated record.